GUGAAAUUUACAGUCCGGUCCCUGCGCUCAACCGCGACGGAUGUAGUUGUACUGGUAGGCAAGUGAAAAUUUCGUAUUCAGUAUAAAGUGUCGAAAUCAUUGUCGAGUCCGUUGAGAAAUAUUAUUCGAGGAACCGUUGAAGAAGAGGAAAGUCAGUUUUAUAGUCAGAUUGUUAUUCGUUGGAUUUUUAAAGUUUGUUAUCUCGACAUGGGAAGAAGCCGAAGCGAAUACGAUUUUUUAACGCAGUUAGUCACGGCAAUAAACUACAACCAAGAGGAGCACGUUAGGCACUUACUCGAGACCAUACCGGAAAACUUAAAAGAUCCGGUAAACGCAAUAGAUUCGACAUGGGGUCGCACGCCGUUGUUUCUUGCGGUAGAUAACGAGAAUAUCAGAAUAGUCAAGAUGCUCCUGAAAAAAGGAGCUGAUCCAAACGUCGAAGAAGACACCCUUCACGUCGCAGUGAGCAAAGGCUCCUUAGAGAUGGUAGAACUGCUUGUGAGUCACGGCAUCGAUGUCAACCGAGUUUUAAAAAGCACCGGAAAGACAGCACUGCACGUCGCCGUCAAAACCAACCAGACUGAAAUGGCGACGCUUCUACUCGGCUGCAAAGCCGAGAAUAGCCCGUCAAAGAUCUACGAGGAAAUGCUGCUUCAUACGGCGCUGCGAAAUGGUAACAGGAGACUGUCUCUCAUUCUGGCCAAGCUCGUUCCAUCGAGCGAUGUCGACUUGCUCGACGACGGAUUCACCGCUUUACACCUGGCCGUCGAGAGGCGAUACAUGGAAGUCAUCAAGGAACUGAUCAAGAAGAAAGACAACGUCAACCGAAUAUCCUCCGAGAUCGCAGAUCAACUGCACAUCGCCAUCAAGAACAAAGAUCGCAAUAUGAUCCAGCAACUCGUGGGAAUUGGCGCUGAGAUGAACGUAAGUGUUGACGUUUUCACCCUCCAUUACGCCAUCAAUCAAGGGUACGAAGACAUAGUGACUCUGCUUCUGGACAAUGGUGUAGUGACGAUCAAAAACUACAACGUGGACGGUCUGACUGCGUUGCACGUAGCGGUGUUGUCGGGUCACUUGGACAUGGCCAAACUGUGCAUCAGUUACGGUGCUGACGUCGAUGCCUACUGCAAAACGAACAAGCAGACCUCUCUGUACUACGCGACCGCGCAGGGCCAUUACAAGAUGGUGAAACUUCUCCUGGAAAAUGGCGCGAAAUUCGACACGUGGGUAUGCGACUGCAGUACUCUGAUGGAUCACGCGCUAUUCUCGGGAAGCGAGCCCAUCACCAGGCUGUUCAUCGAGCGAGGAGCUGCGGUAAACCUGUUCAGAUUCGAAGACGACGAGGAAGCUCACCUGGCCAUCAAGAUUCUGGCAGAAGUUAUCUUCAAAGAUUCCAACAUGCUCAAAAUCGUCAAGAGUAACUGGGACGACAUCCAGAAGUACACCAAACACAGGGAAUACUACAACCACUGCGUGCAGGAGCUUACGAAGAUGCGCGACGUGAAGAUCUUCAACAACGUGACCUUACAAGAUCUCAUGGUGAUGAAUUUGAACAAACUUGCGACGUUGAGCCGAAACGAAGAGUUCGUUACCGGAUUUUUGCGCAUCGGAUACACACAAUCCUUCCCCAUCUACUCGGAGAUAUUAUUGUCCAAAUUCACCCAAGCUCGAGUCAGGGGUGAAUUGCUUAUAAAAGCCAAGGAUGAAUUCGCAAGAUUAAAGAAAUUUGCAUUACCCGCUAUUUGUGCUCAGAUUGUCCUCGAGAACCUGGACGAGGGCGAGCUGAAGAAUUUUCUGAGAGGGAUUUGCCACUGUAAAGGCGAACACACAUGUGACGGCUGAGAUAGAUGUUAUUUUUUGAAGGAAGAGAGGAGAGAUUCUUUUAUCGAUUUGAAUGUGAAAGUUUAUAUCAGUAGUGUUUUUGAUUUUAUAAGUAGCGACCGAACUAAUUUAAUUGAAUUUUCAACGUCUGUAAUUGAUUUUUAAACGCGAUAUAUGUGUAUUAUAUAAAGCGUGAUAUGAUAAAUGAUACAUAUAACGAUUUAUGUAUUGAAAAUAUAGGGAUAUGAUGCAAUGUAAGUUUGAUAGAAAUAACCAAACAGAGUAGCAGAUACUCGAAUUGUAUGUACUUAACGAUAAUAUUUGUAUGGACUCGACACAUAAGUAAACAAGAAAUGACUGGCUUUCCGUAUAUACUCGAA
Nasonia vitripennis (jewel wasp) is the source of this 2201-nucleotide messenger RNA. Its product is annotated as putative ankyrin repeat protein RF_0381. Gene Ontology annotation, cellular component: ciliary inversin compartment. The coding region runs from base 208 to 1842 and encodes 544 amino acids. The record is from RefSeq and is a predicted model, not a curated record. Lineage: Eukaryota; Metazoa; Arthropoda; Insecta; Hymenoptera; Pteromalidae. Gene Ontology annotation, biological process: protein localization to ciliary inversin compartment. Gene Ontology annotation, molecular function: protein binding. The transcript has 3 exons.